AUGGAACUGGGCCCGGAGCCCCCGCAUCGCCGCCGCCUGCUCUUCGCCUGCAGCCCCCCUCCUGCGCCGCAGCCGGUCGUGAAGGCACUGUUCGGCGCGCCAGCUGCUGGGGGGUUGUCGCCUGUCACCAACCUGACGGUCACCAUGGACCAGCUGCGGGGGCUGGGCAGUGAGCAUGAGCAGCCACUGGAGGUGAGAAACAACAGCAGUCUGCAGAGAAUGGGUUCCUCCGAGUCAACCGAUUCAGGUUUCUGUCUGGAUUCUCCUGGGCCUUUGGACAGUAAAGAGAACCUUGAACAUCCUAUGAGGAGAAUAAAUUCCCUACCUCAGAAGCUUUUGGGAUGUAGCCCAGCUCUGAAGAGGAGCCAUUCUGAUUCUAUUGACCAUGACAUCUUUCAGCUCAUUGACCAGGAUGAGAACAAGGAAAAUGAAGCCUUUGAGUUUAAGAAGCCAAUAAGACCUGCAUCUCGUGGCUGCCUGCACUCUCAUGGACUUGAGGAGGGUAAAGAUCUCUUCACACAGAGGCAGAAUUCUGCCCCAGCUCAGAUGCUUUCCUCAAAUGAAAGAGAUAGCAACGAACCAGGAAAUUUUGUUCCUCUUUUUAUGCCCCAGUCACCUGUGACAGCCACUUUGUCUGACGAGGAUGAUGGCUUCAUGGACCUUCUUGAUGGAGAGAAUCUGAAGAAUGAUGAAGAGACCCCGUCAUGCAUGGCAAGCCUCUGGACAGCUCCCCUUGUCAUGAGAAGAACUACGAACAUUGGAAAUCGAAGCAAGCUGUUUGACUUCCCUUCCCUGUGUAGCUCCAGCACUCGGUCAAUGUUAAAGAGACCAGAAAGAUCUCAAGAGGAGUCUCCACCCGGAAAUACAAAGCGAAGGAAGAGCAUGGCUGGGGCCAGUCCUGAAGAGGCGGCUAGUCCAGAGAAGACCCACGAGGUUCUACGUAAGUCUUUAUCCCUCGCAUCUUCCUCAAAAGGGACCAUAGAGAAUAUUUUGGACAGUGACCCGAGGGACCUUAUAGGAGACUUCUCCAAGGGUUAUCUCUUUCAUACAGUUGCUGGAAAGCAUCAGGAUCUAAAAUACAUCUCUCCAGAAAUUAUGGCAUCUGUUUUGAAUGGCAAGUUUGCCAGCCUCAUUAAAGAGUUUGUUAUUAUUGACUGCAGAUACCCAUAUGAAUAUGAGGGAGGCCACAUCAAGGGUGCAGUGAACUUGCACAUGGAAGAAGAGGUUGAAGACUUCUUACUCAAGAAGCCCAUUGUACCUACUGAUGGCAAGCGUGUCAUCGUCGUAUUCCACUGCGAGUUUUCUUCUGAGAGGGGCCCCCGCAUGUGCCGAUAUGUGAGAGAAAGAGAUCGGCUUGGUAAUGAAUACCCCAAACUCCACUACCCUGAGCUUUAUGUCCUGAAGGGGGGAUACAAGGAGUUCUUCCUGAAAUGCCAGUCUCACUGUGAGCCCCCCAGCUACCGGCCCAUGCACCAUGAGGACUUUAAAGAAGACCUGAAGAAGUUCCGCACCAAGAGCAGGACCUGGGCAGGGGAAAGGAGCAAAAGGGAGAUGUACAGUCGUCUAAAGAAGCUCUGA
Cynocephalus volans (Philippine flying lemur) is the source of this 1578-nucleotide messenger RNA. RefSeq names its product cell division cycle 25A (gene CDC25A). Gene Ontology annotation, molecular function: protein tyrosine phosphatase activity. The record is from RefSeq and is a predicted model, not a curated record. NCBI's taxonomy places the organism in Eukaryota, Metazoa, Chordata, Mammalia, Dermoptera, Cynocephalidae. Gene Ontology annotation, biological process: positive regulation of G2/M transition of mitotic cell cycle; positive regulation of G2/MI transition of meiotic cell cycle; G2/M transition of mitotic cell cycle. The coding region runs from base 1 to 1578 and encodes 525 amino acids. The transcript has 15 exons. Gene Ontology annotation, cellular component: nucleus; cytoplasm.